GAUCGUUUAUAAAGCAGCAUCUCCGGACUCAUCGCCUUUUGCUCCUAGCCACCCACCGCUCGGACCUGCUCGGAGCCCAGCCCAGAUUAGCAGCCAUGAGCCAUUCCGGCAGCAUCCGCGCCACUUCCUACCGCCGCACUUUCGGGCCGUCGGCCAUGCUGUCGCCGAUGCCCUACUCCUCCUCGUCCCGUCUGGCCUCGGCUUCGUCCGCCACGCGGUUUCUGAGCACGCCUUCCGCCGGAGCCUCCCUGCGCUCCUACCGCGGGAGCGGCGGCGGGGGCAGCGCCCUGUUCCUGCGCACCGGCGCGCCGGGGAUGGUGGCUGCGCCGCCUCACCGCUACGCCUACAGCUCCGAGAAGCUGGACUUCUCGGUGGCCGAUGCCCUGAACCAGGAGUUCCUGGCCACCCGCAGCAACGAGAAGCAGGAGCUGCAGGAGCUCAACGACCGCUUCGCCAGCUUCAUCGAGAAGGUGCGCUACUUGGAGACGCAGAACGCCGCCCUGCUGACCGAGCUGGGCCAGUCCCGCUCUAAGGAGCCCACCCGCGCCUCCGACCUCUUCCAGGACGAGCUCCGCGAGCUGCGCCGGCAGGUGGACUCGCUGGGCAAGGACCGAGACCGCCUGCAAGUCGAGAGGGACAACCUGGCCGAGGACUUGGCCGCCCUCAAGCAGAGGAUGGAUGAGGAAAUGCACAAGCGAGAAGAUGCUGAAAACAACCUGGUUCUCUUUCGCAAGGAUGUGGACGAUGCCACCCUUUCACGCCUGGAACUGGAGCGUAAGAUCGAGUCCCUCAUGGAUGAAAUUGAAUUCCUCAAGAAACUGCAUGAGGAGGAGCUGAACGACAUGCAAGUGAGCAUACAUAGCCAGCAGCAGGUGCAAGUGGAGGCGGAGCAGACUAAGCCGGAUCUGACCGCCGCCCUGAGAGAGAUCCGCACUCAGUAUGAAAGCAUUGCGGUCAAGAACCUGCAGGAGUCCGAGGAGUGGUACAAAUCCAAGUUUGCUGACCUGUCAGAUGCAGCCAAUCGGAAUCACGAGGCCCUUCGCCAGGCCAAACAGGAGAUGAACGAAUCUCGCCGUCAGAUCCAGAGCCUGACCUGUGAGGUGGAUGGACUCAAAGGAACAAAUGAAGCCCUGCUGAGACAGAUGCGAGAUCUUGAGGACCAAUAUGGAGCUGAGGUGGGCUCCUACCAAGAGACAGUGGGGCGGCUGGAGCAGGAGAUCCAGCACAUGAAGGAAGAGAUGGCUCGGCACCUCCGGGAGUACCAGGACCUGCUGAAUGUCAAGAUGGCUCUUGACAUUGAAAUUGCCACCUACCGCAAGCUGUUGGAAGGAGAGGAAAGUAGGAUUGCAGUGCCUGUCCAAUCCAUGGCAUCUUUCAGCAUCAGAACUGCAGUUUCAGAGCCGGAUCCAAGCGUAGAGAGCCAUACCCGGAAGACGGUGCUGAUCAAAACCAUUGAAACCCAGGAUGGAGAGGUGGUGACCGAAUCAAGGAAGGAGCAGAGAGCCGAGAUAGAGAAGUGAGGCUGGCCACGCCGGCAAGGUCCCCCGGGGCCACUGAGAGAGGCACUAAGCUCACCUCUUUGCAAAAGUCCCAGUCGCAGAUCCCCUCUUCCCUCACUAAGCCACACUGGCCUUAUUUACGAUGGUGAUGUUGAUGAUACCUCUUACCACUGGCAGCCUUCCCACAUUGUUCCGGGCUUCCUGAGCCAGCCCUCUGCCCUUCGGACCAUACCCUGUUCAAAGCCUGGUGGUAGUCCCAGCAAUAACCACCAAUGGUCUUGGGAGUGGAGAUGGCUUCCCCCUGCUCUUUUCUUCCACCGCCUCCUACCUCUUCGUAUCACAUUCCUUCUCAUCUCUCCCUGCAAAGAGCCCUUCUCCAACCAGUACCCCCAAAACCAAGCUGCCUUCCUGUAAAGUACCACUCACAAAGUCAGCCCACCCUAGGAACGAAUUUGCCAUGUAUGUUUAGAUUGAAUCUAAAGGCUGUGGCCUUCCAGCUGUUGUGGAAUUAAAACUCCCAGCCUCCUAAGUCAUACAGAGUGUUGCUGGGACUUGUAGUUUAGCAGUAACCGGAAGGCCCCAGGGUUCCCUAACCACUGCCAAACACUUAGAUGGCUGCAGGUUGGCAAGCUCUGACAACUUGCAAGGCCCACUAAGCACACCAACUUGGAAGCACCAAAGAAGGCCAGGAGCUUGCUCACAAUCUUGUUUUACUGCUCUUGUUGAAUCUAAACAGUCCUAUGUGCUGGCCACAGACACCUCUCAUGGUUUGCAAAGAUCUCCAAGAGAAUCAUGAUAGGAACUUGCUUUAUCCCAGGUGUGAUAGGCUUGGCUUCCCUAUCAGUUCUCACUUCUGUGAACUUACUUUGAGAAGGUGCAUAGUUAGCUUCAGGUCAUCGGUACUGAAAGGGAGAAUAGCACUGACCAACUUUAUAGGGCUAUUGUAAGGUUGACAAGGUAAUGCAACUAAAGCAUUUUAAACAUUAAAUGGUAACCAGUGUUAAUUUCCUCAGUUGUCAAGCCCCAAUCUGGUGGUCUCCAGAUGUGUUGACUCCAAUUCUCAUAAUUCCUAAGCAGCACGAUGCUGGCUGGGGUUGUGAGAGUUAAUUAAAUGCAUCAAGGGAGUGUAAGUGGAGAAAUACUACUUCAGAUCUUCUCAAACAAGCUCCCAAAUGAAGUCAUAUAAAACAGAUGAUUCAUUGCCUGUUAUUGUUUAAAGCAAAUUUUGUAAGGGAAUCUUAAAAAAAACAAAUCUCCAAAAUAAGCCUUUUUGACAGUUAGUGCGUUGUUUCCCACUACUGAAGGGUGCUAGUGGUAAUUUUAAGAAACUGAUCCAGUAGGUGUUUACUCAGAAGCCUCAAGCCUUUCUUAACUGUUUGACUUCCUUCCAUUCAAAUAUGAUGUUUACUUCACUUUUAAAAGUGAUGUCAACUUUGCUUUCUAAGACAGAAGUGAAGCUAGAAAGCUACCUUAACGCUUGAAAUUGUGAGUCAUGGGGAAGAGAACAUUUUCCUGUUCAGCUCUUCAAUGCUCCUCUAUCUGAUAAGCAACUUUUUUCUGCUCCCUUUCUGGGAAAAAGGACCAGGACAGGUUGAGAUCACCAUGGAAUUCCCCUUCAUCUGCACGGCAUAUAAUUAAGGUUUGUGCAGGCAAAGAAAGCAGAUGAGCAGCUCUAGAAAUCUGAAAAACAUCAAACAAUUGCCUUUAAUUCACAGGGUCAAACAAACUGCAGAACAAAAAAAAAAGUAAAAAAAAAAUGCCUACUUCCAGUGGUGCUGACUCAUGGCCUUAAUAAGCAGCGAUCCCAUCAUGCGUGAAAGGCAUCCAAGGCUCCCGUUUAGCAGAAGUGGUCACCAAGAACUCAGUGCAGCUCCUGAAUCCCUUGUCUAUGGUCUUGAGAACCCCAGGGACUGUGUGAAUGCAAUCUCAGUUGGAUUCCAAAUGGCCAAAAUGGGAGUGGUAUAUCUUCCAUUUGAUUUAAUAUAAACCCAAAUGACAAAAACACCUUAAAAGGCUAUAGUCCUACUUUACCUUCUGAUCCUAUUGUCAUAGGAUCAGAAAAAAGACUGGACAGUAUCUCUUCUUAAGAAGAACCUGGACAGUCACUUUUCUGAAAUAGCAUAGGAUCACCUGUUUGAUCAGGGGGCUGGACUAGAAGACCUCCAAGGUCCCUUCCAGCUCUGUUCUGAUUCUGAUUCUGAUCACAUCAUGUCCUUGUCUACUUAUUGCUCUCAGACUACUGCCUAUCUUUCCUUCAUGGCAUCUGUGGCUUCUCAUAAGACAGGGGUGUCCCAACCUUUUCUAUACCCCGCACCCCUAGAAUGCUUCUGAUAUAUUCUCGCACCCUUUACAAAAAUAAAUAAUUAUAUGCAUAUAAUUAUGCAUAUACACUAUAAUUUUGAAACUUCUAAACCCAAAUUUUCGCACCCCCUGGGAUAUCAUCUCAUGCACCCCACCCUGGUUGGGAACCCUUGUCAUAAGAGGUAGCACCAAAUCCAUCUUUCUUUUCUCAAAUCGACAUCUUCUUUCACACCUUGUCUUUUUUUCCAACAAUCUGAGGGCUCGUCUUUUCUUUCCUCUUAUCCUGCCUUGAUAUUCCAGAUGUCAUCUUUUCCGAUAAGAGUAUGGUAACCAUUGCAUUUCUGCUACUAACUCCAUUCUUGUCAUCCCUGAAGGUAGGCCAGGGCAGGAAGCAGAGCCCACCAAGACUACAGGAAUUACUGUUGAAGUUAUAUUAAUAGAUUCUUGAAAGACUGACAGAUUUUUUUAACUCUGCUUCUCUUGUCCCAAAGAGAAUCUACAUGGGCCUAAAUUUUCCCCCCCUCACCUUUCAUCUUUAAGUAAACAAGUUGAUCUUUACUCAACUAUUCUUGCUUUUCUUUUUCAAGUUUUAUUUUCAUAUUUCUGUACAUUCUGUAUCUUACUGGAAGAAAAAAAGCUACCAUGGAGGCUUUCUACCUUAAGGUACAGUCAGGAGUCAUCUUGAUAAGGAAGAAGUCUUUGUCUUCUCAUUUCUCCAGAUUUAUUCCAGAAAGAAGGAAACUUCAGGGAAAUGCUUCUCUGUGGACAUUUGGUUCAUCCCUCCAGUUCUCUCAGACCAAGAACCAGCCAACUUUUUAAUAGGUGGGGCUGAUACUUAUUUUUAUUUUAACUAAAGAACACAGAAUGGAGGGCAAUUAUAGAAUAGAGGAAGCUAAUUUUUGAAGGCGUUCUUUUGAAGUGCCAUCUUUGCUUGGUUUGAAUUGCUACGGUACCAAAUCAUACGGUACUGAGGGAAUCAUAAAAUGGUACUUGAGCUCCUUAUAAUCUACACAUGGACCGUAGGAUGGAGUGAUUAUAUUUGUCUUUGGAGAUAGGAAUUUCUGAAACCGAAAGUCUCACUUAACCUUGAUGACUUCUUCAGUGAGUUAGCAGCUGAAGUAGUCUCUAUGAUUAUACUUUCUCCUGUGAUUCCCCCCUCUCCCAUCACUGUUAUUUAUUCUUGAUUUCUUAAACCUCAUUAAUGGUCCAGUAGGGAUGUUGAUUCUUUCCUUGAAAAUCAGUAAAUGCUAGAGCUACGGAAAUUCUUGAAAUCUGGCUCUAUUAGAAGUUACUUUAAUAUCAGCUUUAAUUGCUUAGUUGAGGUUAGGUAACCUCUGCCACAUAGAAGCAUUUCAGAUCAUGAUUGCUUACAGUGGACAGCCCAGUUUCCCACCAUUUUGUUAUAUGAAAAGACCAGGGAAAUUAUCAGAAUAGGCAUAUUGGGGAAAGAAAAAAAAAAGAAUCCUCCCCUUUGCACCCAUGAUACAAAGGAGCAUUGAGUGCUGCCCCUUGGUGGCCAAAGGCGUAACUCACUUCUGAUAAGAACUAACUUAUCUGAUUCAAGACAGAUUUGAAACGCAGAGGAGUAGCACUAUCAGUAUUUAAGCUAUUUUCCACUUCUAUCUAUUGUGUUUGCUUGUGGUCCAUGUGCCUUGGUCUAUGUGUAGCUCUAUACUCUGGGUAAAGAACUCUUUACACCUGGUUGCAGAUGCUAUUUUGCAUGUCAAUAUCUUGACUGGUUAUUCCAGAUUACUUCAGACCAGAUCCCAAUCCACACCGCCUCCUCCUCUAUUUUCCCUUUCAGCCAGAGCCAAAAGUUGACUGGUAUACUAGAUCAGCUGGGCAUCCUUUCCCUGUUGCUUGUUGAGUUCUUUUGUUUUGCUGCUUCCUUCGGUGUCUUGAUAUCUUUGGAGUUGCCAGAUUUCCUUACAGAUGAAUAUACUAGUUUCUUAAAAUAUUGCUAAAACAACUGGGACCUGGCCCUCUUAAGGAGGGGAACAAGCAGAAGGUCAGAGAGCAGGGGAACACUUGCCUGGAAUCUCUUCUCUACUAGCUUUUUGAACCCUUGAAUGAGUUCUCAGUACUUAUGCACACGAUGAAAGCAGAAUACAUUAUGUUAAAUGGAAGUCAAUAUGGUACGAAUAAGGUUUUCAAAUACAAUAUUUCUCAUCUCUUAAAUCAUACUUCCGAAUCCACACAGUAAUUCUUACAAUAAUUCAUAUAAAAGAUAAUUUGCAAAAGGACUUGGAGCUUGUUAGAGAGAGUGUUGUAUAGCAGACCAAGUACCAAAAACUUAAAUGAGGACAUCAGUAAUGUAAGGUGGCCCAGAAGAGACAUUGUGAGGAAAUCCAUUUCCAGUUAGUUUCUUCUAUAAACUUGAACAUAGAAGUUCAUCUAAAGAAAGAGAUGCUUGUAGUUUUCAGUUGAGGUUCCUUAACCUGUGGCUCAUACAUACUAUGAGUGACAUUAGCCCAAAGGAUGUUUGUUAAUGCAUUUAAGGUUGUAGCUUUCCUAUUAAUUUCACCAUGACUGAGGCAUCAAAUGGAUAGUGAUAGCUCCAUCUUAGGGUUGCUAACUUCUAUUGAUCUUCAGUGGGUGCUUCUUACUAUUGUUUAAUAUGCAAAAAUUAAACUGCAGAAAGCUUAACUGGCAGCAGCUAUGUCUUAGAGUCAGCCAAUCAUAUUGAAUCAGACAACCUUAAUUUAAUUGCAAAAAAUACUGAGAUAGGUUAUUCACAAUUGAAAGGGGAAGCAAGCAGCUAGGAAUUAAGCAUCUUUCUUCCUGAAAAGAAUGUCCAAUUGAGCACCAAAAUUGUACAUAUGGAAAUAAGAUCAUAGCUUUUAUCCUCAGUCCGGUGAUUCCAAUUUUAAUACCUCUAUUAUUGUCUCAUUUUGUUUACAUUGCUUUGGGAACUUUUUCUGGCACAAUAAUCUCAUUAUUAUUUAUAACUUGAUUAGAAUAUUGUGAUAGUACUUUAAACCAUUUUACUUCAUCCUAUCCUGUCCUUUCUAUCACCCCAAAUCAUGGCUAAUCCUCUUAUAAACAUCUAUAUUAUUGAUGGUAAUUAUAUGUAUUUUCAUACAUCUUGCUCCUCCUCAUUUUUGAGCUACAGGCAAUAAAGUAUGUAGCUUUGUAAAAAAACUUAACAGAAGCUCACAAGUCUUCAAAAUAUUUGCCCAGUAAUAGGCUAUUGAGAUAGCUUUUCCUGUCGUCUUCUGUAUUACUCCAAAGGCUUUUAUUUCCAGUCUUUAAGAUCUUUUGUAACUUUUUUCUCUCUCAGAAGGACAAAGAAAAUUUGUAAUUUCUCUGUCCUUCUGUUGUUAAAAUCAGAAAUUGAACUGCAACCCUAUUACAGUAUUAUUCAAGUUUACUUGUACGAAUUAAAGGAAACUUUCAAGAUUGUUUCCCUGAUCCCAUUUUGCAACAAGUUCAGUAACAGCUUGCUUCAAAUAUGCUACCUGCUGCACCUUCAGGAUCAGUAAUUUCUAGCUGACUUAAGGCACAGAUGUCUCUGGUCGUAGACCUGCCCACUGCCAAAUCCAAUUUAAUGAUUCUGCGGGAAACUAGGACACUGCCUUUCUGGUUAUUUUAUCUUUUUACUUAUAUUUUUCCUUCCCUGUUGAGGAACAGUUUUAAAGUCUCAGUAGCUACAUUACUUCAAAGCAGGAAAAGAACAAGUUGAUGACACAGGAAGUACACAAUGUCAUGCUAUCUAAUGGACCCUUCCACCACCACCACAAGUCUGGAUCAUCAGCCUAUGUCCAGGCAGAACCUCUCUUUCAUUUCGCCCUUCCAACUUUUGCUUCUUGGUGUUUUAUUUUUUGUGAGUGUGUAAUUGAAACAACUUUAUUAUAUGCUAUCUACACGAAAUUAAAUUUUAGACCAUUAUUGAAGUUGGCUUUCGUUGUAAAAUACAAGAAAUUUUUCCCCAUGAGGACCACAGCAUUUCCCCCUUUUCCUAGCCAAACCAAUCCUACAAAUUAACUAAGAAAAUAAAGCAUCAUUUGAUAGUAAGCAAGAUGGCUUAAAACAUUGAGAAAACAGCAGCAUUGUUUCCUUGCACAGAUAGAUAAAUUUUGCCAGUUUUAAAACACUUAAGCUUGAAAGUGGCUAUUCCAUGGCUCAGGAUGGGUUCCAAGCCUGAGAUUUUUCUGGCAAGGCAGGAAUGGCAUUGAAACAGCUUCAACACACUUUGAUGUUGCCAUGUCUUACACAGCUUUACUUCUUGGCCUCCCAGUGUGCAUUUCCUUGUAGAGAGCAGCAUACAAUACUCAUUUCGGUACAGGGUGUAGGGGCCUAAAUAAUAUUUCCUGUGAUCGGUUCCUUAUAAAUGGCUCUGGCACAUUACAGAACUCCAGUUUGGAUUCCAAUAACUUUGCACCUUCUCCCCUUUAUCCCAAAAAUAAAUGAUAGGUUUUUGAAAAACUCCGGGCUUAUCCUUUAUGGGCUUUGGUACCAAUUUCCUGCUUUUGAUAGCUGUCAAUUUCCAUGUUCCUUGCAGAGCUAGACAGUAGAGAUUCCUGGUGCUAACUCUUCCCAUGCCAAUGGAUCUCUGCACCGCUCCUGCUAUGCUAUGCUAUGCUAUGCUAUGCUAUGCUAUGCUAAUCCAGUCGAUCCCAGUUCCUGCCCUUGGAUAUCCACAUCAACUGGCUCUCCAGCACACCUUUCCUUGCAAUUAGGCUUGCUUUAUUAAAUAUCUAGCUUGGGGAAAGAUGAUGUAGUUUGCCCAGGUAACAACUCAACCCAUUACAGUACAUAUUCUGGUGAAGAAGCAGGAUACAUGGAGAAGCAGGAUACAUGGAGGGGUGGCAGUCAUUCUGUUCCUGGUGCUUCCUGAUCUCUCCUGAAUAAUGUUGGUUUUGUGAUGCCCAUGGUCAAUGUGUGGAAUAGGCCACGUAUGCUUUGAACCAGCCAAUAAAUUUAAUGUGAAGAGUG
Pantherophis guttatus is the source of this 8735-nucleotide messenger RNA. RefSeq names its product peripherin (gene PRPH). The record is from RefSeq and is a predicted model, not a curated record. Gene Ontology annotation, biological process: intermediate filament organization. Lineage: Eukaryota; Metazoa; Chordata; Lepidosauria; Squamata; Colubridae. Gene Ontology annotation, molecular function: structural constituent of cytoskeleton. Gene Ontology annotation, cellular component: plasma membrane; axon; cytoplasm.